Molecule: messenger RNA, 6894 nt
Organism: Marchantia polymorpha subsp. ruderalis
Lineage: Eukaryota; Viridiplantae; Streptophyta; Marchantiopsida; Marchantiales; Marchantiaceae
Source: the annotation of a GenBank genome assembly
CCCUCCCCCUACCGCUCGCUUCCCCCAUUCGCAGCCCCUCCCCCCGAGUCCUGCUGCGAGGUGCGCAUGUGGAGAAAAGAUGGCUCCGAGCUCAGACGGGAACGCAGGGGUCGUCCGGUGGCAGGGGGAGGGGGGAAGGGGGAGAGGGGGAGAGGGAGAGGGGCAGAGGGGGAGCGGGAGAGGAGGGGGUUGGGACUGCGGACUGGCGACUGGCGACUGGCGAGGAGGCCCCGCGGGAGGAGGGGGGAGGCGACCGACCCCACAGACGGGGGUUAGUGCGGUCAUGCCCUAAUACGGAAACGGGAGCGACGGGGUUCGCGCGUCGUCCACAUCUGUCCGUCGUGUACAGGCGCGAGGGCGGGUCUUCUCAUCCCGAGGCACGCAAUCUAUGUGGAGCCAUAUGCAGCCCGAGCCUGCGAACUUUGUUUGGUGCCGUCCCGUACAUGCUAUCCCGCAGAAGGAUGUUUCGAGGUGUGCCUUCGACGAAGUCUUCGUGCUCGCCGAUAGUGUUUCGGAUCGCCAGCCUCUCGCGCUCGGGGACCCGGAGGCCCUGCCGCAUCCCAUCUGUUGUUGCCCAGCUGCGAUCAAGCGUUCCGCUGGCAGAAGAAGCGGAGGCGAGCAAUUAAAGUAUAUUGGUUUCAUCUCCAACUUUAAUGGCGAAUGGCUCUGUUGGGCAUCGUAGUAGGGCAGGCUGAAGGUUGAUGAGGGUAGGAAGGAAGCGGCUUUGUUUUACUUCAGAUUCGAUCCCGUGGGAAAAUGUGUUCAAGCUUCUUCAUAUUGCGAUUUUUUACCUUAGACGCGGAUGGACGGUGGUCGCAAGCUUAGCGUCGGGGAUUGUGCAUUAUUUCAGGCAGGAAAUGGCCCACCUUUUAUCGGCAUUCUGCGCAAGGUGACUCAGGAGAAGGAUACCACGAAGCUCGUAGUGAAUUGGCUGUAUCGACCGGCGGAUGUCAAGCUAGCCAAGGGGGUACCUCUCGAGGCCGCCCCCAACGAAAUCUUCUACUCUUUUCACAAGGAUGAGAUAUCAGCCGCCUCGCUCUUACAUCCCUGCAAAGUCGCCUUCUUGCGCAAGGGUGCCGAGCUGCCUCCAGGUGUUUCAUCGUUCGUUUGUCGACGGGUGUACGACACGGCGAACAAGUGCCUUUGGUGGCUGACUGAUCGGGACUACACUAAUGAACAUCAAGACGAGGUAGACCAGUUGUUGGAGAGGACAAAGCUGGAAAUGCAGGCAGUAGUGCAAUCAGGAGGGCCUUCACCUAGAUCAUUGACAGGACCCACCUCGUCGCAGCAGCAGCAGCUCAAGGCUAGUUCAGAAGUAGCCCAGAAUGUUACCUUCGCUGUGUCGAACAAAGGCAAGAAGAAGCGGGAGCGAGCGGAUCAGACCUUGGAGCCGAGCAAGCGUGAGCGAUCACUGAAGGCCGAGGAUGGUGAGAGCAGCCCUCUGAAGCGCGAGCGCAGCAUGAAGCCGGAAGAGGUGGCAUCCAUUACCGAUAAGGAUGGAGGGCUGCAGAAUCCCUCGAGCGUAGAGCGAUUAGUUCAGUUGAUGCAACAAGACCAUAAUGACGGGAUUAGGAAGGCUGCCGAUGUCGCCGCGAGGCGCGCCAUGUUUGCUGGGGUUGUGGCCGCCACCGAGCGCGACGACUGCCUGAGCCGAUUCGUGCAGCUGGGGGGCCUGCCGAUUCUGGACGACUGGCUGCAAGAAGCGCACAAGGGCAAAGUGGGGGACGGAGGAAGUCCCAAGGAGGGAGACAAAGGCGUCGAGGAGCUGCUGCUGACGCUGCUGCGCGCGCUCGACAAGCUGCCCGUGGACCUGGACGGGCUCAAGACGUGCAGCGUGGGCAAGUCGGUCAAUCACCUGCGCAGCCACAAGAAUCCGGAAAUUCAGAAGAAGGCCCGCAAGCUGGUGGAAAUCUGGAAGAAGCGCGUGGACGCGGAGAUGAAGCUCUCGGGCGAGGGCAAAUCGGCGUCCAAUCACGCGCUCUGGAAUUCCUACAAGCAGUCGUCGCCCGACGUGGUGCACUCGCAUCUCAUGAAGGGCGGCCCGACCGAGGUCGCCGUCAAGAGCUCGGGCGCCUCGGCCGGCAGCGCCAAGGCCAUGCCCAACGGCGUUGGCGCCAGCGGGUUCGCCGACGGCAUGGCCAAGCCCAGCGCCUCGCCCUUUGCGCCCUCCUCCAAGCCCAGCAGCGCCUCGCCGGCCGUCGUGAAGAAGGAGGACGCCGGCGCCAAGCUCUCCACCGGGAGCGCGCCCGCCGACGCGCCGGCGGGCGGGCUCGCCGUCAAGGACGAGAAGAGCACGAGCUCGCAGUCGCAGUCGCAGAGCAACGGCCAGAUGUGGGCCGGCGUCGCGCCUGGAGGCAAGGGCGGCGCGAGCUCGGCUUGGAAGGAGGACUCGAAAUCCUCGUCGCUGUUGGGGGCCGUGAGCUCCAAGCCCGCGGGCUCGGUCGCGCGCCACCCGAGCCUGCCGGGCAAGGGGCUGCUGGGCGUGGCCUCGGGCGCGCAGAAGGAUCACCUCGGGGGUAAGCCCCUGAUUUGGAGCCGCAGCGCGACGGACAAAAGCGCGACCUCCACCGUCGCGGCCCCGGAGAAGGGCCGCGACGGUGGCAGCGAUGGAGGAGCCCGCGACAGCCCCGGUGGCUCGCAGCACCGGCUCAUCGUCCGAAUACCCAACCCAGGCCGCAGCCCCGCUCGCAUGAACAGCGGCUCGUUCGAUCUUAGCACUCCUGUCAGCCGGGGCUUAUCGCCGAGCGUGCCGGAGCGAAGCGCCCCGCCCAACGGGGACUGCUCCGACGCCAAAAGCCGGCUGCAAAACGGCAACCAGUCCGCCGGUGCGACCGCGGACGGCUGCGCCGAGGGGCUGCGCAUGGGUUCCGUCGCGGACGACGACCGCGACAAUUACCCCGGCUCUGCCCCAAGCGAGCCCCCGGGCGAAAGCGAGAAGCGGGGCGACGAGGCGGACAGAUCGUCCAAGGAAGCCCCGGAUGCCAACGGGGGCAGCGGCGGAUUUGCGCCCCGCGGUGGCGCCAUGGAGGCCGAGGACGUGAAGAAGGGCGAGGCGGCAUCGAGCCAAGCGCCAGGAGCCCCGACCGCCGAUGCCUCCGCGUCCGGGGCCACGGCCAUGGAGGUCGACGAUCAGGGCAUUAGUUUGUUGGCCAGCGUAGCUGCUAGCGAAAUCAAUCGAGGCGUGCCAAGCUCCUCGUCCUCCCUCGAGAGGAGUCAAGCCGACGAUUGCAAUGGCGAGCAAGAUCACGGCGCGAGGCUGUCGUCCGACGGUGGCGCGUCGCUGCUGAAGGAAGCUGGCGACAAGCAGCAGCAGCAGCAGCAGCAGCAGCAUCAGCAUCAGCAUCAGCAGCAGCUCACGGGGAAUGAAGACGGGGACGGGAAAGAUUCCUCGGAAGUGGCGGGUGCUCCCGUCUCGUCCACCGUCAAUCCUUCGAAGAACAGGGACGACUCGGGGGUGGAGCAUAAUGCCGAUUCCAAUGGAGGCAAAGCUGGCGACGCGGCCUCCAACGAGGAAGCUCUUCAGGAGAGCACGUCCGGUAGCGCUGAGGGCGAUACGGAGGACGUUGAGAAGAGGCAUUUUUCCGUUCAGGAACCGGGGCGAGUUUUGGAUGCAUCAGGGAAUACGAAAACUUCACUCGAUCGGAAAGGUGAGGAAAGGCACAUGGACGAGAGUGGCUCGAAGGCGGCUCUCGCUCCUUGCGAACCGCUUCCUUACAGCAGCGAUGGCAACCCAUCCGCCUUGAGUGGAGCAGACGGUUUAGGAUGUAAUCAAGACGGUCAUGGUGUUGUCAGUUCUGGCAAGAAGGACUCUCACGACGAGAAGAAGUCCUCUGCUCUUGGUAAGAGCAGCUUGUCCGGAAUCGAACUUAACGUGGCCUAUGGUAGCGGCGGACACGAUUUCAAAGACAGCAGUGAGAAGGAUGAAGAGAUGAAGAGCUCUGUCGAAAGUGGAGGGCAGUCUUUUGGAAGGAGGGGAAAUGAUAACGAUGGGCACAAAGUCUCCGACAUGUGCACGAGCUUUCCGGAGGAGGAGGUGCUCGAAGUAGCUCGUCAAGCGGCAAAGGAAGUAGAGCAGAUGGAGAGAUGGAAGGACAGUAAGUCUGGGGUUAUGUCAGGAGGAGACAAGGAAGGCCAGGAUGUUAACUCUCCUGGAUUCAAGUCGUCGGAUCCUCGAGAUAGUGGUUUUUCUGAUACAGGUCGGGAACACAGGUGGAAGCCUCACAGCAGCAUCGAGAAAGUAAAGGACGAUGAUUCUCGCAAGAGAAGCGGCCCGUAUUUAGAAGAUAACCACGAUUCGGUUGCCGAGAGAAUGGACGAAGGCAGUGUGCGUUCUACGGCGAUCGGAGAAGCCGACGAUGAUCAAGCGAGAUGUGGUGGCGGUAGUGGAGACAGGAAGCUGGCGAAUUCUGGACAAGAUGGUGGCGGAGAGAGUGCACUUGAGGGAGGACAGGAGCACAAAAGGAGAGCUAUCGAUGGGCGUGCUCCUAUACGAGUUCCGUCCUUCCACUCUUCUCAGAUGUUGUCUAUCCCGAAUUUGCCGACAUUGACCUCGACCACUGUUAAUGUUCAAAACGUCGUGAAACCUUCUCCUCGUAGUUUGCCUGCAGGCGAACCCACGACUCCAGAGCAAGCAACAGAAACGACUGGACCGAACGACGGUGCAGUAGGUGGGAGCGAUGUCUCAGAACGACCGGAUUUUGACUUGAAUGAAGGAUUUUCGGUGGAGGAAAGUCCUCAGGAUGAUUCUACCACGUCGCCCAUAGCGCCUGUGGCAGUAGUGGCCGCACUCUCCUCGAGUGCAACCUUACAGGCCAACGGCGCAGCGGCUCCAAUUGCCAUCGUGACCGCCACCAAGGGUCCGUUUGUGCUGCCUGCUAGCCCCAUGCGCACCAAAUCCGAGCUCGGGUGGAAAGGUUCUGCAGCAACCAGUGCCUUCCGGCCUGCGGAGCCAAGGAGGACGCCAGAGCGACAGCCGGAAAUCAUUGUCCCCGAACCCGUGCAGCAGAUGGAAGUAGUUAAAAAAGUCCGUCCUCCUCUGAACAUCGAUUUGAACAUCGCUGAUGACAGAGGUUUCGAGGAAGUUGGGAUGUCAGCCCCAACCACGACGACGACCAUGUCAUCGCAAGGCUCUGCUGUGGGUAUGAGCUCGCAGGCCGCGCCCGUACCUUCGAUGUCCAUCUCCGGUAUUACAUAUCACAGCGAACAGUCCACUUCUGGUCCUCAAGCUCAGAUGGGUGGAAACUUCGGGGCACGGCCCAUUUUGGACUUGAAUUUGAUAGACGAGAGUGAGGAGAGUGGUACUCUGUUGGAGACGGAUCCGAUGCUGCCUGAAGCCAUGGGUUCCUCGACGAGGAGUAAUAACAGCUCGUCCUCGCAGGUUAAUUGUCGCGUGAUGCGCGACUUCGAUCUGAAUGAUGGCCCUUCAGUUGAGGAACCAGUGGUAGACGAGCAACCAGUGAUGUCUUCCUUGAGAGGUGGUCCUCGCCUGACCACUGCACCGUUCAUAGCAGUGCCAGCGCCGGGGCCUGGUCUGAGAAGAGGUGCUGAAGUCGUGAAUGUUGCUGCGCCUUGGUUUGCAAACACAGCGUAUCCUGCAGUGGCAAUCCCUGCGUUUUCCAACAGGGAUCCAACCUACUCCGUCGCUGCCGCUGCUGCUGCCCAGUCUUACCUGAGUGCAGGCCAAGGCCCCGCCCCGUUCAGCAGCGAUAUGUACAGAGGAACGGCAGGUCUUCCAUCGGCGUCUGGUGUAGCUUUUCCUUCGAGCACGCAAUCGUACCCGUAUGGAACAUUCCCUCUUCCUUCAGGUUUCGGAUUCACCUCAGCGGCAAGCUUUGCAGCCAACAAUGCCGCCCCGUACAUGGAGCCUCCAGGAUCGUCGUCAUUUCCAGUCGCAUCAUCCGGAGUCGUUCCAUCAUCGUUUGCCCGACCUCCGUUUUUAAUUCCCAACAUUGCCGAUAUGGGUCCUUCCGACAGCAGUGGGGGGAGCGGAGGCUGGGGAGCUCGACCGAGCCUCGACUUGAACGCAGGCCCGGAAGCUGCAGAUGCGGAUGGAGGUCGAGACGACGGGAUGAACAUGAGACAUAGACACGAAACAUCGAUGUUGUCGGGCCAGGUGUCGUUGGAACAGCUACGUUCCUACAGAGUGUCCCCUACCGCAGGGUCCGUGGGCGCCCAGCUACCGAAACGGAAGGAACCUGAUGGCGGAUGGGAUCUGUAUAGAAGCAGUGGGUUUAAGCAACAAGCUUGGCGGUAGAUCAAGUCAGCAGUUGCAUCUUUUUGAGCUGCAUGUACAGGCUCCUUCAAUGAAGCAUCAAUCCAAUAUUUGUCUUAAGGUAAAACCCCUCUUUAUGAAUGGAGAAUGUCUGACUGGCAUGCCCUGAAGAGAAGCGUUUGGAUCUUGCAUCAACUGAGUAUGCGGAUAUGGGAUCCAAACGGACUCUGGAAGUUUCCGCCUCUGGGCGUGUAUGGAGAGAGAGAAUCGUGACUGGAGACGGAUAUUGUUGAAGAUUUCGCACAUCCCGUCCGAAUAUUGGCGACAAGCUUGCCUGGUGAAUGGGGGUUUGCUUGGUGUUGCAUGAUGAAAAGGCACGCACUCGACACUCUUAGGAAUGUAGUUCGAUGGGACUUAUAAAAUUGAGUCACUUUCACCAAAGAGUGGGUGACCAUGACUCCAUCUGUUAAUAUCUGGUAGUCAUGGCUUUGCUUAGAGUUUCCUCUUUGUACUGUAUUGUUAAAGUAGUUCCUUAAGGAAGCACUAAGCAGCUCUCAUCUCAUUAAUUGCUGCCUCAUCCUUGCAUUGAAGCAACGGCCGUGUACUUUUUUUCUCCUUCAGGUGAAGAGAUCCAUUUCUUGCCGCCCACACACACACACACUCACGCACUCACCCAAAGACAC